AUGCAGCAAGGUGAUGGUGUCGCCGACGGCCGAGCCGACAGACAGGGUCCGGGGCCCUCGACCCUGGAGCACGCCCGGCGGAUCAUUUUGAUUCAGUACGAGGCACGUAUCCCAUCGAAGUCGAGCUCUUUCGUGUGGCCGCCGAGCGCAGUCCUGCUCCAAAUCCAAGCCCAGCUUGAUCACGAUCUGUUCCAGUACAGCAAAUACGAGGCAACCACGCGAUACCGCACAACGUUUCUACGCGAACUCUGUGCAAGACUCGAUGCUGCUGUGCAGGAUGAGUGUGCGGCCCUCCGCUUACAGGGUGUAGACGAGAUCGAGUAUCCGGAAGUUGAUGCGGCACUACUGGAACGCUAUGUCGAGACGAUGUCCAGUGGCUCUUCAGGUGCGGGCACGAUCGGAGCAACGCUCGGAUCGGCUCCUGAGACCGAAUACACUACACACUGCUGGCCACGAGUUGCCAAUUCGCCUAUAGAAGUUGCGGUCGAGACCGAUGUCGAUCUGCUGUGUGACUACGCCAAGGUGACGAUCAGAGAGGAGGGAAGCGCGAUAUCGAAGGGCACGACAGGCUUGCGGACAUGGGAAGCUGGCUUGCGACUAGCAUGUCAUCUGAUAAGCGAGCCGUCUGUCAUUACUGCGCCGGGAACACGCAUCCUCGAGCUGGGAUCUGGGGCGGGCUUCGUCGGGACGGUCUGCGCAACUCAGCAGCUCAUGUCCCAGCAAGCUGACUUGCAUACGUUUUUGACCGAUGUGCCUGGUCAAGUGGUCACACGCAUCCGAGAAACCCUCCACGUGAACGGGCUAGACGGGGCCACAUCUGUUGUCGAAGUCAAGGAGCUCGACUGGCUGGAGCUAAGCGCAGAGCGUCAGCAAAGUCGGCAGAGAGACGAUCUUCCGACGCUCAACUUUCUUGCCGAUGCCAAGCCGACAUUGAUUCUGGCAGCCGAUGUAGUGUAUGACCCCGAUCUGAUCGAUCCGCUCGUGGAAACGAUCAAGACGUGUCUCGAAGCAGGCACACGGCCGUGUCGCGCCCUCGUGGCGAGCACCGUUCGCAACCCGGAGACCUAUGGCGCAUUCGAAAAGUCGCUAGACUCGUUCGGCCUCAAAGCUAAAGUCAUCGAGCCACAGUAUCCGACUUUGCCGUUACCUGCGCCCGAAGAAAGAUCGGUGGAGCUGCCAAGUUUGCCCAUCUUUCCAUCAUCACACGUUCCAGCCCUUGAUGGGCGCGUGGAGCUACGUUGCAUCACUCUUCACUGA
This is a messenger RNA of Ustilago hordei, 1257 nucleotides long. RefSeq lists its product as uncharacterized. The transcript has 2 exons. Bases 1 to 1257 code for a protein of 418 amino acids. NCBI's taxonomy places the organism in Eukaryota, Fungi, Basidiomycota, Ustilaginomycetes, Ustilaginales, Ustilaginaceae. The record is from RefSeq and is a predicted model, not a curated record.